AUGUUGGACUUAGACAAAAGGCCACCCCCUCAUCCCCGCCAAAUAAGAGCAGGCGGCAGGCCGGGAGGCAGGAGCUCUUCCCCAGGGGCCUCUCCUCCAGGCAGGCGGGCAGGAAGGGCCCGCACCACCGGGCUCCUCUGGGGCCACCUGAGGGGACCAGUCUCCCCUCCCCUCCCCUCCCCUCCCACCAGCACGGCCAGCCUCCCGCUGCGCCGCGGCCCCCGGCCCCCGCAGUCCUGCCGCAGGGCCCUCCAGCCCGGAGCCCGGGGCGAAGGAGCUGGAGGGCGUGUGCUCGUCGCCGCCAAGGCCCCUGAGGGCAUUCACGGGUGGAAGUGCGUGGGGCGAGGUCGCGGCGCCCGCGAGGGGGCGGAGACGCCGCCACCUUCUCACACAAGACGGACGGCGGGGCUGGCAGCGACAGGGAACCUGGAACAGUCACAAGGGAAAGUGGAGGUUCGCCUGCGAGGCCCGCCCCCGGGUGCGAGCAAAGAGAUGGGGUUUGGAGGUGUGUGUCUCACUUACGUCGCUCAGGCUGGUCUUGAACUCCUGGCCUCAAGUGAUCCUCCCGCCUCAGCUUCCGAAAGUGAUAGGAUUAUAGGCGUGAGUCACCACGCUCAGCUGGGAAUCUUUUCUUUUUGGCUUCAUCUUAACACUUGGCCAAGUGCCUGGGAUGUAUUAUAGAAGGUGCUUAACAAAUGCUUGCUGAAUAAAUAAAAAGGAUUCUUCAAAGCUUUUUAUUUUUUCUCCCUGACAUCCUUUCCUAUUCACCUACUCUAAUUUAUAAGCUGUUUUUUUCUAUUAACAUACCCUGACCUUUUUUUCAUGUUGUUACAGCCUUUCUAAACAUUUUUGAUGACUACAUAAUAUUCCAGAGUGGAUGGACCAUAUUUAAAUCAUUUUUAUAUUUGGACUGCUUUCAGAUUUUUUGGCUACUAUCAUAACACUUGAAAAGCAAUUUGGCCUUGCCUAUUUGUGGUACUUCCCAGCAAUCAGUUCCUCAAUCAGCAACUCUGAAGAACGAGUUUGUUGGGUUUCCUUGUUUCUGACUCCCACACAGCAAGGUAGUGGCGGAAAGUAGUUACUACCAGUGAGGCCUUCGUGAGCGUUCUCAUUCCUGAGUCUUUGUACUGAGAACUAAAAUAAAAUCCUAAGCCCCCACUUGACUGGACACUUUCUUGGUCAAGGGGACCCCAAAGAAACCUUAAAGCUGAGUUCACAGCCAUAAUGGCUUUUUUU
Messenger RNA from Microcebus murinus (gray mouse lemur), 1236 nucleotides. Lineage: Eukaryota; Metazoa; Chordata; Mammalia; Primates; Cheirogaleidae. The record is from RefSeq and is a predicted model, not a curated record.